Lutzomyia longipalpis is the source of this 1384-nucleotide messenger RNA. RefSeq names its product uroporphyrinogen decarboxylase (gene Urod). The transcript has 6 exons. Gene Ontology annotation, biological process: heme biosynthetic process. Lineage: Eukaryota; Metazoa; Arthropoda; Insecta; Diptera; Psychodidae. The record is from RefSeq and is a predicted model, not a curated record. Bases 241 to 1314 code for a protein of 357 amino acids. Gene Ontology annotation, cellular component: cytosol. Gene Ontology annotation, molecular function: uroporphyrinogen decarboxylase activity.
GACUUUUGUUCUUUUCAAAAAGCUAAAAAAUAUGCAAAAUUCUUUUUUUUUUGCCUUUAUAUCAUUUUAUUUGUUUAAUUUUUGUUUAAUUUAAAGUGAAUCAAUAAAUAAAUUUUCCUAUUCACCCCAUUUGGAGUUGUCAGAAUUUCUCCGCAUGUUUUUUUGUUCUUUUCUCAUUGCAAUUCAAUAAAAUUGUUUUUCAUUUAUUUAGCAAUAUUACAAGGAAUUCAGGCGAAUAAAAUGUCCUCCUCGAAUAAGCAAUUUCCUGCCCUAAAAAAUGAUAAUCUCCUACGGGCAGCUCGUGGAGAAACUGUGGAUAGAAUCCCAGUGUGGGUGAUGAGACAAGCUGGAAGGUAUCUUCCGGAAUUUCAGGAAGUACGGAAGAAGCAUGAUUUCUUCACAGUCUGCAGAACACCGGAACUAGCAUGUGAAGUCACAAUGCAGCCACUGAGACGCUUCGAUCUGGAUGCUUCAAUCAUCUUUUCAGACAUUUUGGUCAUUCCACAGGCACUGGGUCUUGUAGUUGAGAUGCAUCCCGGGAAGGGUCCUGUCUUCCCUGAGCCCCUCGAUGGCCCAGAUGAUUUGAAAAGGCUCACUCCGGAGGGAGCAGUGGAUCGAUUGAAGUAUGUUGGGGAUGCCAUAACGAUGAUGCGGCAUCUUCUUGAUGGAAAAGUCCCUCUUAUUGGAUUCACUGGAGCUCCAUGGACUCUCAUGGGGUAUAUGAUUGAAGGAGGUGGCAGCAAGACCAUGAGUAAGGCCAAAUCUUGGCUCUCAGAUCAUCCAGAUGAAUCAAAGAAGCUCCUUGAUCUCCUAACCAGCGUUAUUGUGGACUACUUGGAGAUGCAGGUUAAAGCUGGAGCUCAAAUGCUCCAAGUCUUCGAAUCAAGUGCCGAACACCUUCCCAAGGAACAAUUUCUAUCUGUUGCUUUGCCGCAUUUAAAGGAAAUCCCCGAGAGGCUAAAAAAGCGUCUUCAGGAGCAAAACAUCGAAUGUGUUCCGAUGACACUUUUUGCUAAAGGAGCUGGUCACUCUCUAAAGGAGCAAGCUGAAUUGGGGUACAAUGUGAUUGGGAUUGACUGGACAGUGUAUCCUACAGAAGCUAGAGCAGCAGUUGGUGACAAUAUAACUCUUCAGGGAAAUUUGGAUCCUCAGGAUAUGUACAAGAGUCCUGAAGAACUUCGUUCUCUGACCCAGGAAAUGGUGAAGAAAUUCGGGAAGAAGAGGUACAUUGCCAAUCUUGGGCAUGGAAUUACCCCUGCAACUCCCAUAGAAAGCAUGAGUAUCUUCUGUGAUACAGUUCACGAAACAUUGUAGAUCCUUGUAGUGAUUAUUUUUUACAAAGAAAAUCCGGCUGAGGAAUAAAAUUCUAAAAUUAAAAAAAAAA